Molecule: messenger RNA, 2876 nt
Organism: Monascus purpureus
Lineage: Eukaryota; Fungi; Ascomycota; Eurotiomycetes; Eurotiales; Aspergillaceae
Source: the annotation of a GenBank genome assembly
GGAAACUGCAGGCGUGGAUCCCAUUAGGUGAAGCUAUUCGCAGCCCCUGAGCCCGGCCGCAAAUAGCUUCCGCGUGCCUGAGGCUGCCGCUCCCCUCUUCCUCAUCUUCUGGACUUCUUUUCCUCUCCAACUGCUGCCUGCUGCUCUCUCUUCCCUCCAGUGACCUCUCUCGUCGUCUGUCCAUCCUCCCCUGAACCACUAAUUCGAUAAUAUCCAAUUCACCUGGCCCUGCCCCGCCCCCCCCCAGUCUACUCAGCGUCGUUUUCGGUCGUCCCUGUUUGUUUAUAUCGCGUUACCGCAGCACGUUCCCCGGGCAUCUGUUCCCAACAAGAAUCACCAGCUGGCACUUUCGUGGACCUCCGCAUCCGCAUUCGAGCCUACAAAGUCCGUCAGAAUAAGCCUGUUGUUGACUUGAGCUCUCCGUCCUGCGACUCCUUACCUCCCCUCUGCUGUCGUUGCGACUGUCCGUCCUCAUUCCGGGCUCAUGUCACAGGCCCCCCUGAUACCCCUCCCUCUCGCCGUAUCCCUUAUCUCUUGAAACAGUCGCAUCCAUCAUGCAUGAGAUCAGCAGCGGUUCCAAUGUCCGAAGCCUCCUGGCCAAAUUUGAAAGCAACCAGAAUAAUGCCACCUCGCCUCCGUCACGCGGACGAUCCCCGGUGAAUUCGGAUAAUUCGGGCUCUGGCCGGCCGUUGUCAAAGGUUCGAGCAAGCUUCAUUGCGGUCGAGAAAGCUGCCCAUUCCCCCACUGCGACUACCUUUGCCGCAGCCGAGCGACCUCUGCAAAGGACAACUAGUUGGGGCGUCCAGAGCGUUGGCUCAUCAGAAGACGCCAAAGCGGGUAGAAGUUUGGGAUCUUCCCCACAGGGCGAUCGUCCCGAAAUCUCGCCCAAGGUCGUGGAACAAGUCGCAAAUAUCGUCACUUCCUCCAAGGAAGCCGCAGAACGGAUAAUAGGACAGAAAGACUCGGCUAAGGAGAACUCACUGCGAAAAGUCGCAAAUGACGUACCGGGAAAACCGUCGUCGCCCUCGGAUGAUUCGAAACCGAAGUCGGCGCCUGCUUCAAAGACGGCCACAAAGCGUCCACCGAAUAUAAACACCACUAAGAAACCUGUUUCGAAGCCAAUGCCCAGCACAGGGGCGAAAUCGACAGCUGGCCAUCGCUCACCGACAGCGGCUAAUUCCAACUCAUCCAGUACGUCGAAAACCGUACGCCCAAGCAACAAAUCUGUUGCGGGAAAUCUUUCGGGCAAGGAAUCAGUCAAGUCUCCGGGUCAUAGGCCCGGUCGCCCAGCGUUGAGCUCUAUCCAAUCUACAGCACGCACAACUCGUGCUCGUUCUUCAACACCCGUUCGUGCCACCACCAAAUCUACAACAUCCAAGAGCCAUCCUGCCUCCCCAGAUGCCAGCGAGAAUCAGACCAAGUCCCCCAGUCGCCAAAAUCGUCGACCGGUAUCGAUGACAGCUCCUAGUUUGUCUACAUCGAGAACCGCAAGUGCGUCCCGGUCGCCAACUAGGACAGCGCACACGACUUCUGGCUUGUCACGAAAGCCGUCAUCGACAUUGAAAUCCACGAACGGCGCAGUGCAUCCACGGAUAACUGCUGCUACUAACGCGAGCGUCCGUAAACAAUCCUCGCGUCUCUCUCUCGCAAACAACGCGAGCAAUGAUCGGCCAGGAUCUCGUGCUAGUACGGUCGGCACCAAGCCAGUUGCCGACGGGUUUCUCGCGCGGUUGACAAGACCCACUGCGAGUUCUGCCGGCAAAGCUCAUGAGAAGAUAGAAGUGAAAAGUCCCCCGAGACCUGCGAAGUCUGCUAAAGCUCCUCCGAAGAAAACUGUCGAAAAGGAACCCCACCGCACGCACGCAAUAAAGGGGAAGGGAGGAUCCGAAAAGAACAGCCAGAAGGAAAAUUCUACCGAGAAUCAUGAAAAGCUCAACAGAGAUUCCAAUUCUCAUCUUUCGGAACCUUUGAAAGAGUACCAGACUCAUCUAGAGACCCUGAACGUGCCCUAUGAGCAGCCUGUUGAAGAGCCGAUCCCUGACCUUACUUGGGAACCCGUUAGAGAGCGACCUGGGUAUCCCCGGGCACCUAAGCCUAGGUUCACAGAAGUUGAGGAUAAGCAUGUUCCGGCGACAGUAAAUGAGCCUGCGGAAAAACCAUCAGAGAAACCAGUGGAGGCGACAACAGAGAAGGAAGUUAGCCCAGCAACAACGGAGCCUCCAGUGCAAUCAUCUGCAGAUCCGUCGACCGAACAGAAACCAGCUGAACCACCUACCGGGGAUGCGAUGGAAAAUACCUCGGAGCGGCCAGUUGAUCAGGGGAAGCACGAGGUGGAAUUACCAGUGGAAUGUGCAGUCGAAAAACAAUCCACGGAGACACAGGCUCAGUCCGCCGAAGAGAAGAUCGAGUUGUCAAUCGAGAAUACAGUGGAAUCCUCGACGGAAAAGCCGGUUGGGCCAAAUGUGCAGAAAACGGAAUCGACUGCCGACGAGCCCCUUGAGGCCUCUCUAACACAACCUGAGGAGAAGGCUGAGCUUUCUGCGGAUAAACCACUUGAGAGUGCUAUAGCAGUAUCCGCUGAGAAGCCUGAACAGCCCAUUGAUAUUCCUCUCGUUUCUACAGAAGAAUCCAAUGAUGCGGUUUCAUCGGCUCCUGAACAUCCUUCCCCAGCCGAGGAUGCGCCACCAGUAAACGAAGGAACCGAUUACUCUACCGAACCCCCGAAAGAGAUCGCACCGGAAUCUGUGGAAGAGGCCGAUGGGAUUGAAACGCCAGCGGAGAAAGCAGUCGACACCGCAGUAACCGCCGCAACAACGGACAUAGCCCCUGCUACGAAUGAUAUGAAUCACAAUGGUUUUUGCAUAGGUGGUUCUUAA